AAUACAAACACAUCGGCUGUACAUACAAUCGCAUACCAUUCCUCUAUAGAUAGUGACUACAAUGAGACUACAAGCCCUCUCCAUACUCGUUGCCAUACAAUUACAUGGCAUAUGGUGUGCCACUAAACCCCGGGUCAUUUGCUACUGGGCUAACAACUUACCCGGGGGUUCACAGCCCGAGGAUAUCGACGUCACCCUAUGUACUCAUAUUCACUAUGCCUUCCAUGUUAUGGACGCCGAGAACACUACGAUAGUGGACGGGAGGGGUAGCCCACAGCCCGACACGUAUAAUAGGCUACUGGCUCUCAAGCAAAGGAAUCCGGACCUACAGGUGGUGGUGUCGGUGGGCGGGUGGGGUCACCCGGACAUCAAGUUUUCACGUGUGGUUAACAGUGCGGACCUGAGGCGAAAGUUUAUCGCUAAUGUUAUACCGUAUAUACAGAAGUAUAAGUUCGAUGGCCUGGACCUGGACUGGGAGUACCCGGUCUGUUGGACCGGCAACUGUACGGCCGGACCCAAGUCCGAUAGGCCUAACUUUGGCAUAUUUGUUAAGGAAAUAAGGGAAGCAUUUAAUAGGCUAACCCCGAGGCUAACCAUAUCGGCGGCAGUGGUGGCCGGGUAUGAAAUCGCCGACAUAGCCAUGGAUUAUAAAGCGAUCGGCGAGGCACUGGACUACGUAAACAUAAUGACCUACGACCUGGCACCGGUAACAGCCCUGAAAACAGCCCAUCAC
Molecule: messenger RNA, 733 nt
Organism: Oppiella nova
Lineage: Eukaryota; Metazoa; Arthropoda; Arachnida; Sarcoptiformes; Oppiidae
Source: the annotation of a GenBank genome assembly